GUCAGAUGCCAUGGAUUGGCUCCCUCACCGAACGGCUGCUUUCCUGUUGCUUUUGUUGGUGCUCUUGGAUUUCAGCAGAGGAUUUCAUGUAGAGGUAAAAGAGUGGAAUGAAAAUGGCACAGCAAGAUGGAAAACUUUCAGAAGACAAAAACGUGAAUGGAUCAAAUUUGCUGCAGCUUGUAGAGAAGGAGAAGAUAACUCUAAGAGGAAUCCAAUUGCCAGAAUCCGAUCAGAUUGUGAAGAAAACAACCCAAUCACAUACAGCAUCUCUGGAGUUGGAAUUGAUCGUGCCCCCUAUGGAAUAUUUGUGGUUAACCCAAGAACAGGAGAAAUUAAUAUAACAUCCAUAGUGGACAGAGAAAUAACCCCAGUGUUUGUUAUCCGUUGCUUCGCUAAACACUCCCUGACGGGUGUAGAUAUGGAACCACCUCUUGAACUUCGAGUCAGAGUUCUGGAUAUAAAUGACAACCCUCCUAUAUUUGCACAAACUGUGUUUACAGGAUCCAUUGAAGAAAACAGCAUGGACAACACACUGGUGAUGAAAAUAAUUGCAACAGAUGCAGAUGAACCUAAUCACUUGAAUUCUAAGAUUGCCUUCAAGAUAGAAAGUCAGGAACCUUCAGGUCCACCCAUGUUCAUUAUGAAUAAAUAUACUGGAGAGCUCCAUCUUGCAAAUUAUCUUGACAGAGAGCAACACAGCAGUUACACUCUUGUUGUGAAGGCAUCAGACCGGGACGGAGCUGCAGAUGGAAUAUCAUCCCUUUGUAGCUGCAACGUUAAAGUGAUUGAUGUCAAUGACAACUUCCCCACUCUUGCUCAAAGCUCUUUUUCAGCAAGCAUUUCAGAAAACUCCCUCAGCUCAGAACUGCUCCGAAUACAAGCUCUGGAUGCUGAUGAAGAGCUUUCAGACAACUGGUUAGCAGAGUUUUUCUUUAUAUCUGGUAAUGAAGAUAACUGCUUUGAAAUUGUUACAGAUCGAGCUACAAAUCAAGGAAUCCUUAGAGUAAUUAAGGAACUGAAUUAUGAACAUCUCCAAACUCACUCCCUGAUGAUUGGUGUCAGGAAUGUAGCUGCCUUUCACCACUCUGUCGCACAAGACUACCGAAUCUCUGGAACACCUCUCAUAAUAGAAGUGAAAAAUGUGAUGGAACCACCAAGAUUUAAUCCAUCCUCAGUUGUGUUCACCAUCUCAGAAAGCACAAGAGCAAAUUACGUUGUGGGAACAUACACAGCCUUCGAUGAGGACAGUGGGACCACUGCAACCAAUGUUGUGUAUAGCAUAGGACGUGAUCCAGGUGCCUGGUUCAGGAUCAAUCAAAACACAGGUGAAAUCACUUUGAACAAAGUCGUUGACUGGGAAUCAGUCUAUGUGGUCAAUGGGCAGUACAGAGCAGAGGUCCUGGCUAUCACCAAAGGAGCUCCUCGCUAUACUGCUACAGGCACCAUUGUGCUUUCAAUACAAGACAAUGACAACUGCCCACGUAUUAACACCGAGCUAAGGAAAGUCUGUAUGCAUUCCCCAUCAGUGGUUAUUACAGCAAAGGGUACAGACACUCAGUCGUAUGCUCUCCCCUUCACAUUCAGCAUACAUGGUGAACCUCAAACUACAUGGAUUAUCAGAUCACUAAAUGCUUCCUCUGCAGAAUUAGUGAACCAGAACAUGGACUUUUACAUCUAUAGGAUCUAUGUCAAUGUCAGAGAUAGCCAAGGCCGACGCUGCAGGAAGCCAUACAUCAUCCCUGUGCAAGCCUGUCAGUGUGACAGUCGCAAUUACUGCACCAGUGGGGCCACCAGAAUCAUUAUCAUUGGUGGCAGAGGCAGCGGUAGCGGCAGUGGUGGUGGCGGUGCUGGUGGUGGUGCUACAGGGAAUGAGGGUGGUACUGGUGGGGGUGGUGCUGGUGGGGGUGGUGCUGGUGGGGGUGGUAUUGAAGGGGGCCAGCAAGGUGGAGUAGACACAGAGCCAGGAGGAGGUGGUGAGUACAGACCUGCAGAAGACACCACAGACUCGCAGGGUUACACCGAUGGAUACGGUGACGGUGGCGAAGGAUACACUGCAGCCACUGACUAUGGGUACGGAGAUGGAAGUUACGGCAGAGGUCUGGAAUCUGCUACCACACUUAGCGGCUCUGCCAUUGGCCUGAUGUUCCUCGGUGGAUUAAUAUUCGUUUUGAUUCCAAUUUUGAUGUCAAUGAGCGACUGUUGUGGCUGUGGACCUGGUGCUGCAGGUGGAGUUGGAACUGGAUUUGAACCAGUACCUGAGUGCACAGAAGGAGCAAUUCAUCCAUGGGGAAUAGAAGGUGCACAGCCUGAAGACAGGGAUGUCUCACACAUUCUUGCCCCAACAACAGCUGCAGGAGGUGAAUUUGGUGAACCUUCUGACAUCUAUACAAACACAUAUGGAGGAGGAGGAGUAGUAGCUUCUGGUGUUGAAGAAACUACAGGGGUCGGCUAUGGCACUGGUACUGGUUACGGAACAGCUGGAGGAAUUUCUGGGACCGGGGAAGUAAAAGGGUCAGUUGGAGGAACAAUAAAAGAGUAUCGAGAAGGAGGAGUGAACAUGGCCUUCCUAGACAACUACUUCUCUGAGAAAGCAUUUGUGUAUGCAGAUGAAGAUGAAGGCAGACCAGCAAAUGACUGCCUGUUAAUAUACGAUCACGAAGGAAUCGGUACCCCUGUUGGCUCUGUGGGUUGCUGCAGCUUCAUCGGAGAAGACACAGACGAAACGUAUUUGGAUACCUUGGGACCAAAAUUUAAGACCCUAGCAGAGAUCUGUCUGGGCAAAGAGAUCGAACCUUUCCCUGAUGUCAAUCCACCCUGGCCAGGCAUUAACCUCAGCUUUCCCAACCCUGAAAGUGAUCUAAACCUCCCGCCACCUGGAACCACAAUCGUUGUCAACGGAGGCGCGCCUAUGCCUCCCCCGGUCGGCACCACGACGGUGGUCACGGAAAACACCUACACGUCUGGGGCAACCAUCCAGCCCCCAAGGCCAAUGCCAGAUCCUCUGCUGCACGGCAACAUGACGGUGACUGAGACCUACACCUCUGGCUCCUCUGGUCUUUGCGUUGACCCUCUGCGUGCAUCCAACGUUGUUGUGACAGAAAGAGUUGUUGGUCCUGCGUCUGCUUCUGAGCUGCGCGGCAUGCUGGAUAUCCCUGACCUCACGGACGGCUCCAACGUCAUCGUCACAGAGAGGGUGAUCGCACCCAACUCCCGGCUCCCAGCCUCCCUCAGCAUUCCUGAUUUGGUAGAUGGGUCGAAUGUGGUGGUGACAGAAAGGGUGUUCAGGCCUGCCUCCGGCAUGCCAGGCAGCUUAAUAAAUAUUCCCUCGGAGCUAUCGAACGCCCACAACGUAGUGGUCACCGAGAGGGUAAUGUCAGGGUCUGGGAUGAGCAGCCUCGGGGGGACAAGCCUGGGUGGUGCAAAUCUAGGGGGCCUGAGCAGCACCGGGCAGAUGCUCAGCGCCGACUGUCACCUCGGCCAGGCAAUGGGCACUGCAUCCCCUGGCACCUCCCGGAGAAGAGUGACAAAGUACAGCACCGUGCAGUACUCCAGUCAGUAAGGGCUCUGCCGCAGCCCUUCCUGCUGAAGCCACCGUUCACACCACCGCUCGUUAGCUGCCACCCGCCAGGAAUAUUGUUCUUAUUUAUAACUAGGAAAUAGCGCUCAGCUUUCAGGGGUUCCUAACUCGGAUGGAUGAGGAUCCCCGAAGGGUGCCUCGUUUCAAGGCCAAACACAGGACAUUGUCAGUGAAGGGAAAGACGAAGUCAACUUUAAAUUUGUUUCCUUCUCUCCACCUAGCACCAAAAGUGUCCAAACAGAUGCUUAUGUUUUGGGGGAGAGAUCUGAUUGCCGAGCGGAGCAGUGGGAAGGGAUCCUUGUGUGCAUACAGUAGCAGUCUGAAUUGAUGUCACAUCAAAACGUCUUCAAAUCCUGUACUGCUGAGUGAUCUUGCACAAUCAGCAGGCUUGGGUUAACAGCCCCUCACUGACAAGACAGGAAAAGAAUGUAAUUAAUAAUUAGUCAGCUCGAGACUAAAUAAGCACUUUCAAAGGCAUCACUUUGCAUGUAAAUCGAGGAGCGCUAAAAAAUGGCACUUUCAAUCAUUUCUCCCAUCUCCAACAGUUACAAAUAAUAAUCAUAGAAACACAAUACGUUUUCACUGCUUUCUGAAGUUUUCAGUGCUACAGACACUCUGCCACAGUCUGCCAUGCUCUUACUGUCAUGAUGAGGAGCAUGACCAGCAAUGUGCUGCAGUCAGCACUGCCACGUUGACACUGUCACCCAGGACAAUGUUGGCUUCAUCUUUUCUCCAUUAUUUUCACAGCUUUACCUAAAUCUCAAAGGACUUCUGUGCCAACCAAGAGCAUUUAGUCGGAUUUUUGUGCCAAACUAUGAUUACUAUUUAAAAGUCCAACAUCAGGUUAUAUAAAGAGGGCUGUAAGCUCUCCUUUCUGAUACUGACAAGCAGUAGCACAGAAUCAUAGGCUGGUAGGAGUUGGAAGAGACCUCUGGAGAUCAUCUAGUCCGAUCCUCCUGCUAAUGCAGGCACUCCAAGAUCAGGUUGCACAGGAAUGUGUCUGGGCAGGUUUUGAAAGUCUGCAGAGAAGGAGACUCCACAAUCACUCUGGGCAGCCUGUUCCAGUGCUCCAUUAUCCUAAAAGUAAAGAAGUUUCUCCAUAAGUUCAAGUGAAACCUUCUGUGUUCUAGUGUGUAAAUAAAGUUUUAGAAGCUCUGUGAUGUGGGGAGACAUUAGCAACAAUUCCAUCGCUGACACUGGUAACUGAAGCCCUUCAUGAAAAGAAAAAUAAACCACUUGGGAGCAGUAUAAAUUUGCUAAUAAGCACAAUGGAGAAUUGUUAUUUUCAUAUGUCAAUGUACUUUGCAUUGAUAUUUUGAAAGUUUAUUUGAAUGUGUUCAUGGAAAAAAAAAGUCUCUACGAUUCUAUAACCUUAAUUAAAUCUGGCUUUUAUUUUCCCACAAAAACAGCUCUGAUGGACUCUGUUAUUCUAAUACUACCUUAACAUGGCUUAGAAUAAGGUCUGAAGGAGCAAAGUAUUCAGAUGGAGUAUCUGUCUCGUUUAAUUUCU
This is a messenger RNA of Pogoniulus pusillus (Red-fronted tinkerbird), 5087 nucleotides long. Its product is annotated as desmoglein-1-like. Gene Ontology annotation, cellular component: plasma membrane; desmosome. The record is from RefSeq and is a predicted model, not a curated record. The transcript is spliced from 16 exons. Lineage: Eukaryota; Metazoa; Chordata; Aves; Piciformes; Lybiidae. Gene Ontology annotation, molecular function: calcium ion binding. The coding region runs from base 11 to 3559 and encodes 1182 amino acids. Gene Ontology annotation, biological process: homophilic cell-cell adhesion.